ACCAAGCCCACACCACGCUAACAUAAGUACAGUAGGCGCUAUAACGACAUGUUGAUUGAUUAUUGAUUGCUCAGUUGGACGCCGUCAUUCAUAGGCCUUGAGGCUCGGAUGCCACCCCUCCUUCUGCCUGAGGUGGCUGCUGUAGAAGACGCGCACGACAACACCCAAAAGCUACCAGCACUCGGCGCAUCACCUGUUGCCUAUUCGGGGUGCUGCCUUGCCCUCAGCGCGCCCCUCAUCGAAUACCUCCAGUCGCUCCUGCCACAGCCACCAGCCGUCGCUCUUUCCAUCGGAAGCGGCUCUGGUCUCCUCGAAGCAUACCUCGUCGAUGAGCCCAUGGCGCGCAACGUCAUCGGCAUAGAAGUCGAGCCAAGCUCCAAUCAAUACUUGCCUGCUUCGCACCAUCGCCUAGUCCAUGGCACUCGCUUUCUCCAUCCUCUUGCUGCCGAAGCUACGACCUGGCUCUUUGUCUAUCCCCGGCGCGUGGGCUUGUUGGACGAGUAUCUGACAGAGUAUGGGAAUACAUCGCUGGAGAGGGUGAUAUGGGCAGGUCCUCAGGCAGACUGGGGCGACUACAAGGCCUGUUUUGCCGACUGGCAUGUACAGGAACGGGGCGCUGAUGAGGUAGGCGGGAAGCCAUGGGAGCUUAUUGCUGUAGCAAAGAAGCGACCAUCAUGAGACUACCUAGGUACAAUGUCAUGGCUAGGUGGCACACAACAUUGAAUGCAUAGAACAA
Molecule: messenger RNA, 736 nt
Organism: Pyrenophora tritici-repentis Pt-1C-BFP
Lineage: Eukaryota; Fungi; Ascomycota; Dothideomycetes; Pleosporales; Pleosporaceae
Source: RefSeq, a predicted model, not a curated record